This is a messenger RNA of Chrysemys picta bellii (western painted turtle), 4047 nucleotides long. RefSeq names its product peroxisomal biogenesis factor 5 like (gene PEX5L). Lineage: Eukaryota; Metazoa; Chordata; Testudines; Emydidae. Gene Ontology annotation, cellular component: peroxisomal membrane; cytosol. Gene Ontology annotation, molecular function: protein binding. The record is from RefSeq and is a predicted model, not a curated record. Gene Ontology annotation, biological process: protein import into peroxisome matrix, docking.
GCUGCACCUGCAUCAAUAUGCUGGAUGGGGUUUUUGCAUUACUCCUGCCCUGGGAUCUUGAAUUACUUUAUGUAGUUUUGCUGCAGCAAGAGUGAGUGGCCUUGUUCCCUAUUCAGGCUAUGGUAUUUGGGGGUGAGGGCCAAAACUUGGCUGGCUCUGGCAGGAUCCAUGCACUAUACUCGGGUUUUUGUGACGCUCAUGCUUCUGAAUGCACCAGGAUCUAGACUUUUGCAGUGCAACGGGAGCAGCUGGGUCCACUCAUUCUCCCGCUAGGUUUCCGAAUACUUGUAAGGGCUUUCGGGACUAAAAUGUGCUUGGAUCCAGCAGAAACCUGGUGCCAGUUCCAGGUUUUUGCGAUGCUCGUGCUCCAGGAUACUCCGGGGCCCGGAUAUUUUCUGGUGCAGUCCAAGCCGAUAGACUUACUCGCUCUUUUGAUGCAGUAGUUUGGGCGCUUGGGGCCAAAGACCGUCAGGAAUCGGCGAGAUCCCUCGGGAUCCCCCUAGAUCCAGCUUUUCCCUCUCUCCCUCUCUGGGUUUGCAGGCAGAACGCUGGCACUUCACUGGCCGCGCGCGCUGCUCUUGAGAACGUUCCCCGGAUGCCGCGCGCUCCCUUCUCUGCAGGGGGAGGGGAGGGAGGCUGUGGUUCCCUCCAGGAGGAGGAUGUACGGGAGGGGACGCUUUGGACAGGGAGAGCAAUGAAGGAGCCAAGCAGAAAGCCAGAAAGAGUUCGGCUGAAAAGGAGAGGAGAGUUGUAGAGGCUCCAGCGAGAGCAAGAGUUUGCAUUCCCUCCCCCUCGUGCUCUCUUUGCAUUGCAAGCUCCCUGCUCUCCUUGUGCCUCAGUCCUGCCUGCCUUCCCUCUCAGCACCCCAAGAAGGAACAGCUCCUUUGCAGUUUGCAGCACUGCAUUAAAAGGAAGCAGUUCGGGUCACCCGGGGCAGCUGAAAGCAACAAAGCAGCAGCUUCCAGCACAAACUGAGCCCUUUGCAAAAACAAUCAUUAAGUCUUCCGCCCCCCCCCUUUUUUUUCUUUCUUUCUUUCUUUCUUUAUUAUUUUUUUUGCAAGUGCACUGUAAAAAAAACCUUCCACAACGUGUCGGCCUCAGAGGGAUCCGAACCAGGCAAAGCAGAAUGUACCAAGGACACAUGCAGGGGAAAGGCUCUAGGGCGGCAGAUAAGGCUGUUGCCAUGGUGAUGAAGGAGAUACCGAGGGAGGAGUCUGCAGAGGAAAAGCCCCUCCUUACUAUGACAUCACAGCUGGUGAAUGAGCAACAAGAAAGCAGACCCCUCUUGAGCCCCUCCAUUGAUGACUUUCUCUGUGAAACCAAACCAGAAGCCAUUGCCAGACCAGUAACAUCAAAUACAGCUGUAUUAUCAACCGGUCUGGAUCUCUUGGAUCUGAGUGAACCUGUCUUACAAACCCAAAGCAAGACAAAGAAGUCAGAGAAUGCAUCAAGAGGUGAAAACUUAAAGGCUUCAACCCACAGAAAGAAGACAGACAACUCAGACCUUAUAAACGUGGAUGCUGAGCAGAAGGUCCAGAUUGGGAGAGCGCCAGAGAAGUCAUCAUUAGAUUUAGUAAAUAUUCAGACACAGCUCGAGAAAUGGGAUGAAGUGAAGUUUCAUGGAGAGAGGAACGGCAAGGGUCAUUCAGCUACAGAACGAAAAUCUUCAUCAUCUAGAGCUCCAUCAAAAGAGCUUUUAUGGUCUACAGAGAACAGAUCGCAGUCUGAGCUGACUAGUGUCAAAAGUGCCUUGGAGUCCAAUUCAGCAUCAGAUUUAGAAUUAGUACCUGCAACACAGGCACGAUCAACCAAAGAGCAGCGUUGGGGAGGUUCACUCCUCUCCAGAAAUCAUUCCUUGGAGGAGGAAUUUGAAAGAGCAAAGGCAGCUGUUGAGUCAGACACAGAGUUUUGGGAUAAGAUGCAAGCUGAAUGGGAAGAAAUGGCUCAGAGAAACUGGAUUUCAGAGAACCAAGAAGCGCGUGGCCAAGUAACUGUCUCGACCAGUGAGAAGGGCUAUUAUUUUCAUACCGAAAACCCUUUCAGAGACUGGCCUGGUGCAUUUGAGGAAGGACUGAAAAAACUGAAAGAAGGAGACCUGCCCCUCACUAUCUUAUACAUGGAGGCUGCCAUUCUACAAGACCCCAGUGAUGCAGAGGCCUGGCAGUUUCUUGGUAUAACACAGGCAGAGAAUGAAAAUGAGCAGGGAGCUAUUGUCGCCCUCCAAAGGUGCUUGCAGCUACAGCCAAACAACUUAAAAGCUCUGAUGGCCUUGGCUGUGAGCUACACUAAUACUGGCCAUCAACAGGAAGCCUGUGAAGCUUUAAGAAACUGGAUAAAGCAAAACCCAAAAUACAAGUAUAUCAUGAAGAGCAAAAGAGGGUCUCCAGCACUUACCAGGAGAAAGUCUGAGCCAUCAAAAGAAAGUUCAUUACUCGAAGAAGUAAAGGAAGUGUACCUGGAGGCAGCUCACCAGAAUGGUGAGAUGAUAGACCCUGACUUGCAAACAGGACUUGGAGUGCUUUUCCAUCUGAACAGAGAAUUUAACAGAGCAAUAGACGCAUUUAAUGCUGCCUUAACUGUUCGGCCAGAGGACUAUUCAUUAUGGAACCGCCUUGGAGCAACCUUGGCAAAUGGGGAUCGAAGUGAGGAAGCUGUGGAGGCGUAUACUAGAGCUUUAGAAAUUCAGCCAGGCUUCAUUAGGUCCAGAUACAAUUUGGGAAUAAGCUGCAUCAACCUAGGAGCUUACAGAGAGGCUGUCAGCAAUUUUCUCACUGCUCUCAGUUUGCAAAGAAAAAGCAGGAAUCAACAGCAGGUUCCCCAGCCGGAAAUUUCAGGCAAUAUCUGGGCAGCUCUCAGAAUCGCUCUGUCUAUGAUGGACCAGCCAGAACUAUUUCAAGCCGCUAAUUUGGGUGAUCUGGAUGUUCUGUUAAGAGCUUUUAACCUAGAGCCAUAAAAAAACAAAAGCAGCCAAGUCACUAAGAUGUAUUAGGAAAUACAAAACUCUUUCGUUACCAGUUUCAAAAUGACCAAGGACACUUUCCAAAAGAGCGUGGGCCGUAGAACACUAGGGGAAGUUCUACCAGACAUCACCCAAUUCCUGGAAAUCUUCAAAAGCACAAAACUUUGUAAAUACUAUUGAACUCAAAUGAAGGAUUAAAAUGAACAGCAGCUAAUCUGACAAAGACCUGACCUAGAUGAAGCAGUCAUACCCGAAGAACCUUCAUCCCAUGCAAGAUAUGCAUAUAUAUACACUCACACCUAUACAGAGAAAAUAUAUUUAAGACAAAACCUAAUAAUCAUUGUUGCACAUUAGAGUGGGAAGCAGCACAUUGAAGGAACCUUAUUGCCCAGUGCACUAAAUUGACACCGCACGCCCCUACAAUGUGGAGUCCCUAUACUUUUGUUUGUUUGUUGGCCACUCUCUUCAAGGUCCUACUUCCACAUAGCUCUGACAGGAGGUACAUGUAUGGUAGACAUAUUUUGUGAUGAAUAGAUUCGCUGGCAAUCAAUAAGGGCUUUGUUUGUAAAGGUACCUUGAUUCAAUUUUAUUUUUGGACCUAAUUCACAGGCCCUCGGAGAUGGAAUUCAAGAGGAAUUCUGCACAUGGAGGAUUUACAGGGUUGGGCUCUUUCUUUACUAGAAGGAUGAGCUUUGUAAGCAGAAGCAGUAAUUUGCACUAGAAAUGUUGUUUGUACCAAUUACGGCCCCAAUCCUGCAAAGAGCAGGACUCUGCCUAUGUGGAGGUCCUGGUAGGUUUCAGGCCUGUGUAUGUGCAUAAGCACUUUAAUCUUUUUGUAAAUGUAUGCUAUGCUUUUAUUUAUUUUUAAAGUAGGAACAAAAGAUUUAAGGCGAUAUAAAUAUAUAUAUAGCCAUGUUGGCAUAAAGGACCAAAUAUAACUUCUUGACACUAGAUAGCUUUCCAAAUCCUAGUGUUAAAAAUGCAAAUAGGGUAUCAGUUAUAAUCUCAAGUGAAUAGAAUAUUUAUUAUGCACGUGCCAGUAGUUUCACACACACACAAAAAUACAGAUUCACUGGAGGUAAAUGUCA